Molecule: messenger RNA, 956 nt
Organism: Schistosoma turkestanicum
Lineage: Eukaryota; Metazoa; Platyhelminthes; Trematoda; Strigeidida; Schistosomatidae
Source: the annotation of a GenBank genome assembly
UUCGAAUAUUGGAAUUCACUGAUUUGUCCAGCGCACUUUUCGGUUUCCACGCGAUUGGCCUUAGGAAAUGAGCAACCUACGCACUCAAAAGCGUUUGGCAUCAGCUGUAUUCGGAUGUGGAAAAAAGAAGAUUUGGCUCGACCCCAAUGAAACUACAACCAUCCAGAAUGCCAACUCUCGAAAAAUGAUACGGAAGUUGUUUAAGGAUAACUUGAUUAUCCGCAAACCUGUGACAGUACAUUCUCGUUCUCGAUGCCGGAAAAAUUUAAUUGCACGACGGAAAGGUCGUCACUCAGGAACUGGUAAAAGGAAAGGUACGGCAGAUGCACGCAUGCCUCAAAAGGUCCUAUGGAUGAGGCGAAUGAGGGUUCUUAGGCGUUUACUAAAGCGUUAUAGGGAGGCUCAUAAAAUCGAUAAACACUUGUACCAUUUGUUAUACCAACAAUGCAAAGGUAACCAGUUCAAGAAUAAAAGGGUCCUAAUUGAUCAUAUUCACAAGAAGAAAGCAGAACGUCUUCGAGCCAAACAGCUUAGCGACCAAGCAGAGGCAAUGCGUCAGAGAAAGCGUGAGUCUCGCGUUAAUCGUCAGCACAGGCUCGAAGAAAGAAAGAAAGCCGUAAUUGAGAGCUUUAAUUCAGCUAUGGUGAAACCAACAACUCCAGUCGUUCAAAAACCUGCACCUGCAGCUGAAACCAAACCCAAAGUAGAAGCUAAAACAGCUCCUACCCCUACACCAGCACCAGUAGUCGCACCAACUUCUCAGCCGUCUGCUGUAAAGGUAGAAGCUCCAGCAAAACCUGCUGUUCCAAAAGUGGCAUCGAAAGUCGCACCGCCACCGAAAAUUCCAACUGCGAAGACUCCAGCUGCUCCACCGAAAAUUCCUGAACCUGCUUCAUCCAAGUCAGCGACCGCGAAAAAGCCAUCCAAGCGUUAAGAUGAAAUAGAUGUUGAAUGGU